AUGAGUGACACUUCAGAUCCUGCGAAGCCCGUUGUCGCUCGCCAUGGCGACGACGAGCGUAAAUCAACUGGCGAUGACAGCAAGGUUGUUUCCGAGCACAAGAGAGACCACACCGGUCCAACGUCAGACUCAUCCGACACCGAGGGAGUUGGUGAGGUGAACGAAAAAGCUUUGCUGCGGAAGAUCGACUGGAAGCUGCUGCCUGCCGUUGGGAUUUUAUACCUUCUAUCGUUCCUGGAUCGGUCAAACGUCGGCAAUGCUCGCAUCGAGGGCCUCCUGGACGAUCUUAGAAUGACUGGUGAUCAAUACCUCACCGGACUCACCAUCUACUUUGUCGGUUAUGUCAUUUUCGAAAUACCAUGCAACAUAAUUUUGAAGCGGACGACACCACAACUCUGGCUUCCCACCCUGACUGUAGCAUGGGGCAUCGUCGCCACACUACUGGGUAUUGUCGAAAAUCCCGCCGGCUUUUUCGCGGCCCGUUUCUUCCUCGGCGUGACCGAGUCCGGUCUCUUCCCCGGAGUUGUAUACUAUUUUUCAAUGUGGUACCAACGCCGUGAGCGCCAAUACCGCAUCGCCCUCUUCUUCUCCGGCGCCGCCCUCGCCGGCGCCUUUGGCGGCAUUCUAGCUUGGGGUAUCGGCCAUAUGCGCGGCAUAGUUUGGGCCAACAGCUGGCGCUGGAUCUUCAUCCUCGAGGGCAUUGCCACCGUCGUCGUGGCCUUUGCCGCCUACUUCUUCAUCCAAAACUACCCUGACACGGCCACGUUCCUCUCGCCGGCCGAGAAGCGCACCAUCCACGCCAGGCUCGCGGCCGACAGCGACGCCACGUUGGACGAGCGCUUCAACUGGGCCAACGUGAGGGCAGCGCUGCGAGACCCGGCCUGCUGGCUGUACGGGCUCGGUUUCCACACUGUUAGCCUGCCGCUCUACACGCUGUCGCUGUUUCUGCCCACAAUCAUCGCCAACCUGGGCUACACGUCGGCCGUGGCCCAGCUGCUGACCAUCCCGCCGUACGCGUUUGCCUUCAUCACCACACUGACGGUGGCAUCGCUUUCGGAAAAGUACAGGCGGCGCGCUUUGCCGAUCGCAGGAUCCGCCACACUCGCCAUAGUGGGCUACAUCAUCCUGCUGGCAAACACCAACCCGGUGGCGAGGCCUGGCGUGUCGUACCUCGGCACCUUCCUGGCCGCCGGAGGUAUCUACCCGGCCGUGGCGCUGGUGCUGUCCUGGCCGGCCAUCAACGUCUCCGGGCAGACCAAGCGGGCGGUGGCGAACGGGAUGCAGAUCAGCAUCGGGAACCUGGGCGCGGUGCUGGGCACCCAGCUGUACAGAUCCGGGGACGGGCCGAGGUUUAUCGUCGGGCACUCGUUUGCGCUGGGAUACCUGGCCGCUAACAUUAUUGUCGUUUUGACGCUGUGGAGGUUGCUGAGUCGGGAAAAUAAGAGGAGGGAGGGCAUUGCAGAGGAGGUCAAGGCGGUGGGUGCUUUGGAGGAUUGGCAGGGAGACACUGACCCGAGAUGGCGAUUUGAGUCCGCCAUCCGCAACAUCACCACCCGCAUGACAGGCCGCGCCUUCAUAGGCGACUCAGCUUGUCGCCACCCGGAAUGGUCCAACGUAUCCAUCGACUUCACCCCGCAGCUCCCCAUCACCAUCUUGAGCGUCUGGUUGCUCCCAACCUGGACCCAGCCCCUCAUGACCCGGCUCGUACCUUCGCGCUACAUAACACUCAAGCAGAUGCGCUACUGUGCGGACCUGGUCGCAACCCGAAUCGAAGCCCGCAAGGACUACAAGACGCCACCCGAUGACUGUUUGUUGCAUUACAUGCUUGACCACGGCGGGACGGACGAUGUGUUUGAGACUGGCCAACGGCAGUGCAAAUUGUCUCUGGCGAGCAACCAAACCACCGCCGUGGUGACCCUAACCGUUAUUUUCAACCUGUGCGCCCACCCAGAGAUAUUCCCCAUCCUGCGGGAGGAGAUCGCCGCAGUUACGGCUACCCACGGCAUGCCGGGGUCUACGGGCAUUGACAUCAAGACCUGGUCUAACGCGCUAGAGAAGAUGGACAGCUUCCUCACCAAGUCCCUCCGCUACAACCCGGUUAUCCUGACCAUUCCACAGCGACAGGCCGUGCGCGACAUUUUCAUCCAGUCUCCAGGACAGGAUGCUCAUCCACGCCGAGGCGAGGAUCGCCUUCCCGAGCUAUUGGCACACGGGACGAUGCCAAGGAGACGCUGCGGGACCCGGACAUGGAGCGUCCAGGUGGAUGCGGACCACAUGAUGGCGUUUGGGUAUGGGAGCUCGGCGUGCCCCGGGAGGCAUUUCGCGACCACUCAGGUCAAAUUGACGGUGGCUAGUUUAGUGAAAGAGCGGGAUUUUGCAUGGCCGGAUGGGGCGACGGGGAAGCCUGAGGUUGGAUUAUUUUGGGGAGAAUACCCUGCUGGAUCCGGGGCACAAAUUCAAGACCUAGCUGCGUAA
Messenger RNA from Pyricularia grisea, 2475 nucleotides. RefSeq lists its product as uncharacterized. Gene Ontology annotation, biological process: transmembrane transport. The transcript has 5 exons. The record is from RefSeq and is a predicted model, not a curated record. Gene Ontology annotation, cellular component: membrane. NCBI's taxonomy places the organism in Eukaryota, Fungi, Ascomycota, Sordariomycetes, Magnaporthales, Pyriculariaceae. Gene Ontology annotation, molecular function: transmembrane transporter activity; oxidoreductase activity, acting on paired donors, with incorporation or reduction of molecular oxygen; heme binding. The coding region runs from base 1 to 2475 and encodes 824 amino acids.